Messenger RNA from Didymodactylos carnosus, 2013 nucleotides. The record is from the annotation of a GenBank genome assembly. NCBI's taxonomy places the organism in Eukaryota, Metazoa, Rotifera, Eurotatoria, Philodinida, Philodinidae.
AUGUAUACAUUAAUCUGGUUUCAUUUUAUAGUAUUAACGAAAACAUAUGAAAAAUUUUGGUGUACAACUCAAGAAGGUCCACAACAAUUAACUUGUCCUGAUGACGAUGCAUUAUUAACAGAUGUUAUUGUAAAAAAAGUCUAUCGGCGUACAAAACGUUGUGAACCAGAUGUUCAUACAGAAUAUUUAAUUCAUUGUCAAAAUAACAUUAAUGCUACACAAUGUGAAGGAAACCAUAGUUGUACAAUUGAUAUAUCAUCAACAGAUUAUGUUUUAUGUAAAGAUGGCGAAAGACAAGCUCCAACAUAUUUUUUCGUAAAAUAUACCUGUAUGCAAAUUUAUACUCUUUGUCAACAUAAAGAAACUGUUCGAAACACUUUAUACGGAUUUAUUGUUUCUCCAGAAGCUGAGCAUUCAAUGCACAUCGAACUAGCACCAUUACAAUUACAAUUACACGACUCAAUCAAAUGUCAUACUGAAUACUUGGAAAUAUUUGGUUAUGGAGGCAAUAGUAAUGAUUCAUUAACAAAUAACAACAAUCAUUAUCAGAAUGGAAAAAAUGGUGCCAUUUGGAAAUGGUAUCAUACAUGGUGUGGUGAUGAACGAUCAUCAAAUCAUCCAUUAUCAUCUGCACGUUAUAUAAUUCCAUCAAAUUCUGUUUAUAUGUCACUUCAGACGACUUUAUCAUCAAAAUCUCGUCAUUUUAAAAUUCGUUACAAAGUUGUACCAUCGACUUCGCGUAACUAUGAUCAUGUAAUCUUGCCCAGUUCAACAACGCCCAUACUUUCACUAGCAUCGAUAACAACAACAGUAUUCGGAAUAGUAGAAGAAUUCGCAAAUAAAAACCAAACAAUAACAAAAAAAUCUCACAAAAAAGAAAUAAUUAUUGGAGUUAUUGCUGGAAUUGGAACGCUUGUUGUGGCUAUUGCAAUCGGAAUAGUAUUGUUAAUAUUUUUCAAAAGACGACAAUCAUCAGUAAAAACAUCUUCAUCGUCUGCUUCAAAAAAUGUGACAGCGUCAAAAAAACCAUUAUCAGCUGCUACGACUAAAAACAAUACGAAUCAAAAACAUGUUCCAACACCAUCCGAUAAAACUCCAAUGUUAGACUCAUCACCAACAAGCGGUGCUCAAGCUCAAAAGCGUAAACUUGUACCUGAGCGAACUGUUCAGAUAUCUGAUUUAAAUUCAUCACGUUUCAAGCCGACGACCACUCCUGUAGGCGGAAAUGCGGCAACAACGACGACUUCCAGUCAUCAAUUAAAAGAAGUUAGUUCAACGGGUUCUGAAGCAGCAGGAACAGCAAUCAUGACAUCUGCUGUACCACCAUCACUCAAACCUAUUGUAAGUGUAGAUAGCGGAGUAUACGGUGCUGAGUUAACUGAUCAACAAGCGACAGUCGAUAAAAUCAAAGAAGCAAAAAUAUACGGUAUCGAUUUACCAGAUAAAGUUGAAACAUUGACUAAAACUAUAUCAAUUAAUCCUUCUCUCGAGCAACCUUCUUCGCCCAUUCACAUCACUCAGGAAGUAAAUGAUAAUAGUGACGAUCUUGUUCAAAUUGUUGUGAAUCCGUUAAGUGAACUAGAGAAUUUGACAAAUACUGCUGUUACAAUUUCGGAUAAAAUUGAUACGGAAAUAACUCCUCUUUUACCAGUAGAAAAUCCAGAAACAUUAGACAAUACUCGAGCAUCAUCACCACUAACGCCGCCAACGUUACUAUCGAACGAUAUCUCCCAUACACCACCACCAUCGGUUUUUGAUGUUAACUCACGACGUCAAAGUCAAUUAGAGCCGCUGUCAUCACCUCAUAACAAAGGUGAUACAACAGUGACAAGCGCCUAUCCAACAUUAAUUGAUGCUACAGCAAGUGAAAAUGAAGGCGAUAAUCGUCAAAUAGUAGAAAAACAUGUUGAGAAUAGUGUAAUUUAUAAUCAACCAAAAAAAACAACAUUCAAUCCGCUACAUGUGAUACUGAAAAAAGAUGCGAAUAAAUAUUAUACAACAGAAUAUAUUUAG